GUGCUCUUGCUCUCUUCUUCAUCUAUAGCAUUAGCAGCCACACACUCUCUUCAACACAUGGUGAUGCCACUCUGAAAAAUACUCUUUCUUCCCCUCCUUGUUUUGUUUUCUGGGGUUCUGGUAUUAGUUUUGUACCAACCCCAUCAUUUAUCUUCUGCCAAAUUAGUCUUUGCUUCAACCCCAAAUGGAUGAAGAAAGAAACUUUGCACUUACCCAGAUGAGGAAAUCUGUUGAGAAGCUUGGUUCUUCUGCGGAGGGGUAUGGAGACCAUACACUGAUGAGGUUCUUGAUUGCUCGAUCAAUGGAGCAUGAUAAAGCAGCAAAGAUGUUUGUUCAAUGGCAGAAGUGGAGGGCUACUAUGGUGCCUAAUGGUUUCAUUUCAGAUUCUGAAGUCCCAGAUGAAUUGGAAACUAGAAAGAUCUUUUUGCAGGGUUUGUCUCAGAAUAAAUACCCUGUGUUGAUUGUCCUAGCAUGCAGACAUUUUCCUUCCAAGGAUCAGAUUCAAUUCAAGAAAUUCAUUGUACAUCUACUGGACAAGACAAUUGCGAGUGCUUUCAAAGGAAGGGAGAUAGGAAAUGAAAAGUUGAUUGGGGUUCUUGAUCUGCAGAAUAUUGCGUAUAAAAAUGUUGAUGCACGUGGGUUAAUCACUGGAUUUCAAUUUUUACAGGCUUACUACCCUGAACGUUUGGCAAAGUGCUAUCUUUUACACAUGCCAUGGUUUUUUGUGAGUGUUUGGAGACUAGUUUCUCGCUUCCUAGAGAAGGCAACACUAGAAAAGAUAGUAAUUGUAAGCAAUGAGGAUGAGAGAAGGGAGUUUAUUAGAGAGGUUGGUGAAGAUGUUCUCCCAGAAGAGUAUGGUGGAAGAGCAAAGCUUGUAGCUAUUCAAGAUGUUGAAUUGACAUCAUUGGUAAAUGGAACAACAAGUUGAUCAAGGUGGAUUUACUUAGGAGGCUCUUAGACGGUAUCUGAUGCUUAUAGUCUAACCCUGCCAUCUAUCAGAACAUACCUUCCUGGAAACGUGUUUAAUAAAAGCUAAUCUUGUGAAAGAAACAAAUUCAUAAUGCAUCUCGUUAUGUAUUAAUGUUUACAUCCCCUAUUCCUUAUAUGCUUAAUUAACGUUUCUGGUGCAUAAUAUUUUCAUUCAA
Gastrolobium bilobum is the source of this 1145-nucleotide messenger RNA. RefSeq names its product CRAL-TRIO domain-containing protein YKL091C. The transcript has 6 exons. The record is from RefSeq and is a predicted model, not a curated record. Lineage: Eukaryota; Viridiplantae; Streptophyta; Magnoliopsida; Fabales; Fabaceae. The coding region runs from base 185 to 928 and encodes 247 amino acids.